Bombyx mandarina (wild silkworm) is the source of this 6600-nucleotide messenger RNA. RefSeq names its product fatty acid synthase-like. Gene Ontology annotation, biological process: fatty acid biosynthetic process. Gene Ontology annotation, molecular function: oxidoreductase activity; fatty acid synthase activity. The record is from RefSeq and is a predicted model, not a curated record. Lineage: Eukaryota; Metazoa; Arthropoda; Insecta; Lepidoptera; Bombycidae.
AUGCCUGAAAACAGCAGGACUGUCGAACGUAUGUCAGAAAUGACAUUCAAAGAAGAGAGGGUUGUUAUCAGUGGAAUGUCUGGUCUAUAUCCGGCUUCCAAGUCGAUUAAAGAUUUGGCUGACGUUUUGUACAACAAGAAAAAUCCUAUAACAUCUGAAAACCAGCGUUGGAAUUACUCUCAUCCAGAAGUGGUGCAGUACACAGGAAAGCUACCUGAACUGAAUAAGUUUGAUGCACAAUUCUUUAAGGUGCAUUAUCGCCUCGCGAAUAACAUGGACCCAAUGGCGAAAAAAGUCUUAGAACAGACCUAUCAAGCUAUUUAUGAUGCCGGUGUCAGUCCUGAACACCUUUCAGGAAAGAAUGUGGGCGUGUACAUCGGUAUGUCCUAUUCUGAAACAGAAAAAGCUUGUUUUUAUGUGGCAGACUGCAGAACAGGUUUUGGUAUUGCCGGGUGCAACAAAGCAAUGUUUGCAAAUCGCAUAUCGUAUUGGUUGAACGUCAAAGGACCAUCGUUGGCUGUUGACGAAGCUUGCUGCAGUUCUAUCGCAGCCUUAGAACAGGCUUAUUUUGCGAUAAGCCGGGGCGAAUGUGAGGCGGCCAUUGUCGGAGGGGUCAAUUUGUGUCUUCACCCGCAAUCCUUAGUUCACUAUGGCAGGAUUGUGAAUCUUUGCAUGGACGGAAAAACGAAGUCUUUUGAUCGACAUGCAGACGGGUGUGCCAAAUCUGAAGCUAUCAAUGUUUUAUUUCUUCAGAAAGCUAAAAACGCUCUCAGAAUUUACGCCAAGAUUGUGCAUGUCAAAUCGGGAAUCACGAUGCUUUUAGAAGGAGAAACCGGACCCAGAUUUGGCUUUGAUCGUGACCCAAGAGACACGGCAACUUUCUUGAAGAAAUUUUAUGACGAAGCUGGUAUUUCACCUGACGUGGUUGAAUAUGUUGAGGCGUUUGGUUCAGGUGUACCCGAAGCUGAUAAGUCUGAAAUAGAAGCCAUCGACAGUGUUUUUUGUAAAAACAGAAAGAAUCCGCUGGCAAUCGGUAGUGUUAUGUCAAACAUUGGCAAUAGCGAUGCUGCCUCCGGAAUUUCAUCCAUUACGAAGGUGCUGUUAGGUUAUGAAACGGGUGUGCUAGCCGGUAAUCUGCACUACAAGACACCUAGAGAUGAUAUCAGUGCGAUUCGCGACGGAAGAGUAUACGUGCUGGAUGAUCACGCACCGACUAAACGAAAUUACGCAGCCGUUAAUAGCAUGUCGCUGACUGGAAUCAACGCUCACGUUCUCCUGAAGGGACAUUACAAAAGAAAGGAUCCCAACCGGUACAAGUCAAGCAUUCCACAUUUGGUUGCGAUCUCGGGAAGGCAAGACUCUGCAGUCAGAACUGUUAUAGACGAUUUGAAAUCACGGCCCAUAGAUCCGGAAGAAUUGGCGUUGUUGCAUAACAUCCACCAAACAACUAUAUCUGGACAUAUGGGAAGAGGGUUUGUUAUUUUAGAUCAAGACGAUGAACAGAAUACUGUAUGUCUAAAAGAAAGGAUAGAGUACUUUGACGAUGCCAUACGUCCUUUGUGGUUCGUGUACAGCGGCAUGGGAUCGCAAUGGCCCACGAUGGGGAAACAGCUUAUGCGCAUUCCUAUAUUUGCGGCUUCUAUUGAAAGGUGCCGACGCGUAUUGGAACCAAAAGGAGUGAAUAUUGUGGACAUAUUGACAUCUUCUGAUAGUACGAUUUUUGAUAACAUUUUACAUUCGUUCGUUGGAAUAGCAGCCGUGCAGAUUGGAUUAACUGACAUUUUAAAGGCUCUCGGUAUUAAGCCUGAUAAAAUAAUUGGUCAUAGUGUUGGUGAACUGGGUUGCGCGUACGCUGACGGAUGCUUGACAACAGAAGAGAUGAUACUGUCGGCGUACAGUCGUGGGCUAGUCUCUGUUCAAACUCCCUUCAUACGAGGUUCCAUGGCUGCCGUAGGAAUAGGAUACCAAGAGAUAUCGAAAAUGUGUCCGCCGUCAAUAGAAGUAGCCUGUCAUAACAGUUCAGAAUCAAGCACCAUAUCCGGUCCCGCGCAAGACAUGAAGCAGUUCAUCGCUGAAUUGGUGGCAAAAAGAAUUUUCGCUAAAGAAGUUCCAUGCUCUAACAUCGCUUAUCAUUCACGAUACAUUGCUGAAGCUGGACCUGGCUUAUUGAAGUAUUUGAAAGAAGUAAUCAAGACACCCAGAAUGCGUAGUGAUCGUUGGGUAUCUACGUCAGUUCCCCAACACAGAUGGAAUGAGCCUUCUGCUAAGUAUUCAUCAGCAGAAUACCACACUAACAACUUACUAAAUCCAGUUUUAUUUGAAGAAACUGCGAAUUUGAUACCAUCAAAUGCUGUGCUCAUUGAGAUAGCACCACAUGGCUUACUUCAAGCGAUUCUUAAACGCUCCUUACCUUCUAACUGUCUCAAUAUAGCUUUAACACGCAGGGGACACCCGAAUAAUGCUGUAUUGCUACUAGAAGCCAUUGGCAACUUGUACAUGGAAGGUUUUACUCCGAGGUUACAGGAAUUGUAUCCGAAAGUCGAAUUUCCGGUUUCCACUGGAACACCAAUGCUCUCUCAUUUGGUAGAAUGGGUCCAUUCUGAAAAAUGGCCUCUUCCACUGUUUGUGUCGGCCCACAGGAUAACGGCUGCUUCUUGUAAAUUUGUUAUUUCUCUCCACGACGAUGAAAGUAAUAUCUUCUAUGGCAACGUGAUAAGGGGUAAAAUCUUAUAUCCGUUUGCGGCUGCGUUAGUGGCAGCAUGGGACACUUUAGCUAUGACCCUGCAAAUACCAAAAAAACAGAUGUCGGUAACAUUUGAUAAUCUAAAACUGUACUCACAGCCGAUACUACAUGAGCAGAGGCAACUGAGGCUUGGCGUUGCUUUACACAGAGGCACUGGAAGAUUCGAAAUCAUGAGUGAACAUAGUAAAGUUGCAACAGGUUUCAUAAUAAAAACCAAGGAUGUAAAUGAAUGUAUCAAUGAAGUUGAUUCGGAUCAUAAGGACAUGGAUUUGAACGCGGAUGACAUUUAUCAUCUACUAAAACUGCGCGACUACUCUUAUAGCGGAGAUUUUCGGAGUGUACAUAAUGGAAAUUCUAUACUGGAUUCAUUUUCAAUUAUUUGGAAUGACAACUGGGUGACAUUUAUUGAUGGUUUGCUACAAGUUAAUGCAUUAAGACAACAACAUGACGGAGUAUCUCAGCCCGCGGAAAUUAGAAAAUUAUGUAUAGAUGUUACCGAGCACAGAAAGCAUAUUACGAAAGUUGAUAACAAGGAAAUAAUACCAGCCAAGGUUCUUGAAAAGCAUGAAACCACAAAAGCUGGAGGUGUAUUACUGCAGGGACUAUUAUUCCAGCAAUUACCACCGGUGAUCCUUAAGGACAUCUGCCUGAAAUCUUCAAAAUUCAUCCCUCGCUUCAACGCGAAAUUAGAUGUGUGUCAAAUAUUUUUCCAAGAACUGAAACGUGGCAUUUUUAUUUUGAACAUUGAAGAUAAGGUUAAAAGAAAUGAUGAUCGUCCGGAUGCCCUUUACCGCGUCGUUUCGUCCAUAGGAAAAUUGCAGCUUCUUCGUUGGAGACCGUCGGAGGUUCACGAUAUUGGGGGUGCAUUUGGCGGUUACUACUAUUUACCACUGAAACAAGAGGCUACGAAAGAGGAUUGCGAAUUAAAAUUGGAAUGUUCGGUUACUGGAAAUCUUAAUUCCUUGAAAUGGGUGCAAAAUUCUCAAAGCAGUACUCCAGGAAUCGAAGUCAAAGUACACUAUGCAGGCUUAUCGAAGAUGGAUGUAUCAAAAGCUUUGGGAGAAAGUAUCGUCAUAAAUUCGAAUGUCAAUUGUUUUGGAUUUGACUUUUCCGGGGUCACAAGAAGUGGUGCUCGAGUCAUGGGUAUUGCAGUAAAUGGUUCAUGCAAGAGCACGGUGAGAGCCCGUACAGAUUUGCUGUGGCCGAUUCCAGACCAUUGGGAUUUCGAAGAAGCUGCCACUGUACCUAUGGCGUAUUUAACAGCAUUUUAUUGUCUCCAUUUUUGUGUUACUAAGAGUAUUCUGGUUCACGCAGGGGCUGGUGCCCUCGGCCAGGCCUUGAUAUCGAUUGGAUUAGCUUUGGAUUAUGAAGUAUUCACAACUGUGAGUGACUCUACAAAGAAACGAUUCCUCAAGAAAUUGUUUCCUAAUCUAAAAGAACAAAAUAUUGGGAGUUCCAGAGAUACUACUUUUGCUGACAUGGUAUUGUGUGCGACUAAUCAUAGAGGUUGCAACAUUGUGAUUAAUUGUCUCAGAGGAGAGCUAAGAAACCGGAGAUUUCCGGAGUUUAAUGCAUUAAGACAACAACAUGACGGAGUAUCUCAGCCCGCGGAAAUUAGAAAAUUAUGUAUAGAUGUUACCGAGCACAGAAAGCAUAUUAAGAAAGUUGAUAACAAGGAAUUAAUACCAGCCAAGGUUCUUGAAAAGCAUGACACCACAAAAGCUGGAGGUGUACUAUUGCAGGGACUAUUAUUCCAGCAAUUACCACCGGCGAUCCUUAAGGACAUCUCCCUGAAAUCUUCAAAAUUCAUCCCUCGCUUCAACGCGAAAUUAGACGUGUGUCAAAUAUUUUUUCAAGAACUGAAACGUGGCAUUUUUAUUUUGAACAUUGAAGAUAAGGUUAAAAGAAAUGAUGAUCGUCCGGAUGCCCUUUACCGCGUCGUGUCGUCCAUAGGAAAAUUGCAGCUUCUUCGUUGGAGACCGUCGGAGGUACACUAUGCAGGCUUAUCGAAGAUGGAUGUAUCAAAAGCUUUGGGAGAAAGUAUCGUCAUAAAUUCGAAUGUCAAUUGUUUUGGAUUUGACUUUUCCGGGGUCACAAGAAGUGGUGCUCGAGUCAUGGGUAUUGCAGUAAAUGGUUCAUGCAAGAGCACGGUGAGACCCCGUACAGAUUUGCUGUGGCCGAUUCCAGACCAUUGGGAUUUCGAAGAAGCUGCCACUGUACCUAUGGCAGAAUGGAAAAAAUUGGGCGUCAAAGUGCAAAUGUCAUCUGAGAAGAUCAAUAGUCAGGCUAAAGUUCAUAAACUGAUAAAUGACGCCGCAUGUUUGGGCUGCGUCGACGGUAUCAUCGUUGACGCGACGAAUGCAUGUGGAAGUGAAACUGAAGAAAUUCGAUCUACUAUUCAUAACUUGGAUAUUGUAUCAAGAAAAUUAUUCCAAUCUCUCAGAUAUUUUACUUUAGUCACUGAUGACAAUUCGUUAGGAUUAGGAAUAUGUUUAACGCGACAAAAUGAUGGAUACCCAGUAACAGUGGUUAAUAUCGGCCAUUUGAAAGAGGACCUCGACACACAGAAUUUUCCAAGCAGCCGUCUGUAUGCAGAAGCGACGGAGGCUGCGCUUUGUUCCGGAGAUAAUUCGGUGGUUGCGUUCCCUAGUUCUUCUCAACAGUCGCUGCUGCAACAAUUAUGUGCUAUAACUGAUGUUGACGUAGCUCGAAUCUCUGAUGAGAAUACUACGCUCGGUGAAUUGGGUGUGGUGAAUGAGAAAACAUCGUUUGUUUCAAACUAUCUGCGAGUUCAUUAUGGCAUCACACUAAAUGAAGAAGACGUUCUUUCACUAACGUUCCAAAGAAUUAAGGAAAUGGAGGACGCUAUUGUUGCGCCUGGUUAUAGUACAAAGAAAGGGUUGGAAGCGUUCUAUUCGUAUGUAGAUCCAGACGAACUGCUAGCCACAACUGAAAUGGUGUUCAUGCCGACACUCACUAGUAGUGCAACUGCGCGCGAUGAUGAGUUCGACGUGACUGUGACAUCGCUGUGUAUCGUCCCGGGUUUGGAGGGACACCAUGGGCGGUUUCGAGCUUUGUGCGAGCGACUCAAGCUGCCCGCGCUCGUGCUGCAACCCGGGCUGGACAAGCUGGACGAGACCAUACAGCAGACAGCACAACGAUAUGCUAGUUCUCUGCUAAGAAAAUCAGCGAUAAAAAAUAAUUUCUACAUUUUGGGAUAUGAAACUGGUAUAUUUGUUGCGUUAGAACUCACGGCUAUUCUGGAAGAACACGGUCUGACGGGUACAUUGUUUUUGUUGGGAGGAUCACCAAAUGAUGUGUUGAAUGAGAUAGAAUAUCAACUGCAAGGAUUCAAAACAGAUCAGCUCGAGGAGGCCGUGGCAAGGCACAUGCUUAAAAUUAUGGCCCGUGAACACUUUAAGGAAGUAGAGAACGCAUUUUCGAAACAUACUCUGUGGAAUGACCGAGUGGAUGCGGGAGUGCGAACGCUGUUGGGUCACGUGUCCCACUCGGCGCAGUACGCGCGCGCACAGAUCGAGGCGGCGUGCGCGCGGCUCGUCUACGCGCGGCGCUACGGCGGCCCGGCGGCGCCCCUACGCUCCCGGCUCGUGCUGCUGCGCUCUCCGCUCACCGCGCGCUCCGCUCCGCCAGAAUGGCAGCGGCUGUCGCGGGGAGGGGUCACCGAACACAACUUGCUGGCGCCGUUACCGCAUGCCGCCAUGGACAUGCGUUGCGCUACCAUAAUCAACAAAUAUCUGGACGAUGAAAUUUUGGACCAAUUCAAUAAGAAGAAUUUGUGUGAAACGUAUUUACUUAGUGCGGAUACGUACAUGUCUUUUGUCACUGAUUUGAAUUAG